UUUCCAGAAUCUACAGACUUUGUCGUGUUUGUGAUUUACCUCUCCGUUGUCCUUCCGGCCCCCGACCACGGGUGGCGCUGUAUAGAUCUCCAGCCACUGGUGGCGCUGUGCAGAUCUCCGGCCUUCGGAGACGAUGUGCAGACCUCCGGCCAUCGGUGGCGCUGCGGAGAAACGCCUGCUGAACGCAUGCGCGGUGCCGAGUGCCGCUGUUGUUGGCGGUUCUCCGAUUCGAGCAGGGUUCGACCAGUGGUGAGAGAUUUAUUUGAAGAAAAACCCCAACUGGAGGCAAACUACGACUGAAGUCGAGGGAACAGCAGCAAGUGAACCAGCCCGAGGAUUGAGAGCACCGACUGGAGAGAACCCAUCUGACUCGGAGAUUCCAGUGAUUCAGUCAGGAGAAAGUUUGGUUAAAAAUGAGAAGGAAUUUGUCUCCAGGAAUCUCAAACUUGGCACGCCAGUUUUGCUGUCUCUGUCUAGAUAUUUAAGAAGUGGAGCAAGAGAUUCAAUCAACCAUCCUUCCAGCUCAGAAUGUGGGGAGGGAUUCACUCGUGCAUUUGACGAACUUGCAUGCCCGUCAUUUUACACAGGAGAAAGGCCGUUCACCCGCUCAGACAGUGGGAAUGGAUUCACUUGCUUAUCACAAUUGAAUGUACAUCAGCAAGCUCACACAGGGCAAGGCCAAUCACCUGUUCUGUGUGUGAGAAGGGAUUCAGUCGGUCUUCCCACCUGUGGUCAUACCAAUCAGUUCACACCACACUGGGCAGAGGCUGGUCAUCUGCUGAAUUUCUGGGAAAGGAUUCACUCGGUCAUCUGAUCUAAUGGCUCACCAGCGAGUUCACACGAGGGAGCAGCCGUUCACCUGCUCAGACUGUGGGAAGAGAUUCACUCACUCUUCCACCUUGUGGAAACACCAGCGAGUUCACACUGGGGAGAAGCCGUACAUCUGCUCAAUCUGUGGGAAGAGAUUCACUGAGUCAUCCACCCUACUGGUACAUCAGCGAGUUCACACUGGGGAGAAGCCAUUCACCUGCUCAGUCUGUGGGAAGAGAUUCACUCAGUUAACCCACCUACAGAGUCAUCAGCGAGUUCACACUGGGGAGAGGCCAUUCACCUGCUCAGAAUGUGGAAAAGGAUUCACUGAGUUAUCCAGCCUACAGAGACAUCAGCGAGUUCACACUGGGGAGAAGCCGUUCACCUGCUCAGAAUGUGGGAAGAGAUUCACUCAGUCAUCCACCCUACAGAGUCACCAGCGAGUUCACACUGGGGAGUGGCCGUUCAACUGCUCAGAAUGUGGGAAGAGAUUCACUCGCUCUUCCAGCCUACAGAGACAUCGGCAAGUUCACACCGGGGAGAAGCCGUUCAUCUGCUGAGAAUGUGGGACAGGAUUCACUUAGUCAUCCCAACUGCUGAUACACCAGUCGGAUCACAAUGAGGAGUGGCCAUUGUUAUGAAUCUCUAGGUUUCGUUUGCUGUGGACUAUCAUUUUAAGAGAGAGAAAUGAAGAAGAUGAAUCAGUCUGACUUGCAGCUAUUUUACAUUGCUCGCAGCUUGUUUAGUUUAACCGAGGACAUAGACACUCAGAGUCAGAUGGGGAUGAAGGAGGAAAAAUGGAAGGAUCGAACCCAGGGAACUAGUGGACAAGGGUAACUGUUUGGAAUUUUUCUAUGCCCACAAUGGUGGGUUAAUUAUCAAUUCAGCAUACAUCGAAUGUGUGGUUGUUACCUUGUUUGAUCCAUAGGAGUGGAUCUGUUUUGGGGUAUCCUGUGAAGACCACUGAUGUGUUAACCCUUGCCUAGAUGUGGUGUGGUAAUUCACUUGACGAUACCUCUUGUGACAAGUCACUUUCUGUGAUAAUUCAUAUGUGGAUUUGGAAUGAUGACAGAUAAAAUCUACAGCAACUAUUCUCUCAUUUUACAACCAUGGAACCUGUGGAAUUCAACAUAAUUGCCUUCUCUCGACAUUUACCCUAGAUUACAAAUAUCUCUCUCUCAUCACCUAUUCUGUGGAUGAAUUGAACAUUCAUACUUUACCAUCUCAAGACUCCAAGCCUUGUUUCCCCCGAGAAUAGUUUGGGAGCUAUAUUUACACACAUGCCACUUAAC
Molecule: messenger RNA, 2102 nt
Organism: Hypanus sabinus (Atlantic stingray)
Lineage: Eukaryota; Metazoa; Chordata; Chondrichthyes; Myliobatiformes; Dasyatidae
Product: zinc finger protein 773-like
Exons: 3
Coding region: 819-1370 (183 amino acids)
Source: RefSeq, a predicted model, not a curated record